Messenger RNA from Daucus carota subsp. sativus, 1316 nucleotides. RefSeq names its product large ribosomal subunit protein uL10. Gene Ontology annotation, cellular component: cytosolic large ribosomal subunit. Gene Ontology annotation, biological process: cytoplasmic translation; ribosome biogenesis; ribosomal large subunit assembly. NCBI's taxonomy places the organism in Eukaryota, Viridiplantae, Streptophyta, Magnoliopsida, Apiales, Apiaceae. Gene Ontology annotation, molecular function: structural constituent of ribosome; large ribosomal subunit rRNA binding. The coding region runs from base 200 to 1162 and encodes 320 amino acids. The record is from RefSeq and is a predicted model, not a curated record. The transcript is spliced from 5 exons.
CAAGACAAAACACUAGUGCACACACAGCAAUUAGGGUUUUACAAAGCUUUUGAAGCCCCGCCCCUGAAAAACUGAAUAGGAGAGGUUAAAGCGACGGCGUAUUAGCUGUCCGCCUUGACAAAGCCCUAGCUUUAUCUUGGCCCUCAAUAGUUUACAUCUCUUCAAUUCAAAUUUAGGGUUUGUUUAUAAUUGUGAUAGAAUGGCACCGAAAGCAUCGAAAGCCGAUAAGAAGAUUGCUUAUGACGCAAAGCUGUGUCAACUUCUUGAUGAGUACACGCAGAUCUUGGUGGCUGCUGCUGAUAAUGUGGGCUCCAAGCAGCUUCAGAAUAUCCGAAAGGGUUUGCGUGGUGAUUCUGUUGUGUUGAUGGGGAAGAAUACUAUGAUGAAGAGGUCUGUUAGGAUUCAUGCUGAGAAGACCGGCAAUGAGGCUUUUCUUAACAUCAUUCCACUGCUUGUUGGCAAUGUUGGACUGAUCUUUACUAAGGGGGAUUUGAAGGAAGUGAGCGAGGAGGUUGCCAAGUACAAGGUUGGAGCUCCUGCGCGUGUUGGUUUGGUUGCUCCUGUUGAUGUUGUUGUGCCACCAGGGAACACUGGUCUUGAUCCAUCUCAGACAUCCUUCUUCCAGGUGCUUAACAUUCCGACUAAGAUUAACAAGGGUACUGUUGAAAUUAUCACCCCAGUUGAGCUUAUCAAAAAGGGUGACAAAGUGGGUUCUUCUGAAGCUGCUCUGCUUGCAAAGCUUGGUAUCAGGCCCUUUUCAUAUGGUCUUGUUGUCUUGUCUGUUUACGACAACGGAACAGUUUUCAGUCCAGAGGUUCUUGAUAUGACUGAAGAUGAUCUUGUUGCCAAGUUUGCUGUUGGUGUUUCAAUGGUCACUUCCCUGUCACUGGCCUUGUCCUACCCAACUCUGGCAGCCGCUCCUCAUAUGUUUAUCAACGCCUACAAGAAUGUGUUAGCAAUUGCUCUCGAGACAGAAUAUUCAUUUCCUCAGGCUGAUAAAGUAAAGGAGUAUCUUGCGGAUCCUAGCAAGUUUGUAGCUGCUGCUGCACCAGCUGCAACUGCUGAUUCUGGUUCUGCCCCUGCUGCAGCUGCUGCCGAAGAGAAGAAAGAAGAGCCUGCUGAGGAAUCAGAUGAUGACAUGGGUUUCAGCCUGUUUGAUUAAGUUUUGUUUGCAGAACAUGCAAAUCAACUCUAUCGUGUUUUAUUUGCUUUUUGAGACUCAUAAAUUUUCUAGGAUAUGUUUUUGAUCCAAAACGUUUGUAAUGUUUACACCUUUCGAUUUAGGUACCCAAUAUGAAUUCCCAGUUUAGUUUUAA